GUGAUCUUAUUAUUCUUCUGAAAGUCAAUUUCAAUAUGUUAAAAAAUCUUCAAAACUAUUCCCCAAAGGAAUCCUUUACUGUCAAUUACGAAAUUUGUUUUAUCUGUUACAUACAGGUUUGCUGCUCCAAAGUCAUACCGAGUCUAAACGAUGUCCGGCACUCCGUUAAUGCCAGUCCAGUUACCGCAGCCGCCGGCGGACACCACCAAAUCCUCGGGGGUGUACCACUCACAUGCCAAAAACCAGAAGGAGGUUAGUCUGCCGUUCCUUAAGGAGGAUUCGUAUACCGACACCAUACUGCUAGUGGAAGGGAAGAAGCUAUACAUCAACAAAUGCAUUCUGGGAUACGCGUCGCCACAUUUCCAGAAACUCUUAGAUAACGCCAAUAAAGCGGCAGUGGCGGACAAAAAGACGAAAGCGGAAGUGAAGGUCAGCGACAAGACCUACUCCGACUUUGUUGAACUUCUGACCUAUCUACAUCCGGCCACCAGCACUGAUAUAACAGAUAAGGUGGCCCUACGACUUUUGCCUCUAGCGAAUGAGUACGGAAUGGUUCCACUCAAAGAAAAGUGUGAGAAAGUACUAGUCGGAAGUCUUCGGAAGUCUCCGACAACUCCGAAGGCUUCUAAAGGACCUCCAACUUAUAAACAUCGUAAGGACAACGCCCCCGAAAUUCUUCUAAAAUGCAUCAAGUCCGCGGACGCCGGUUCAUCCAGACCACUCCUGGAAGAAUGUGUUCGAAUUUUCUCUAAUCCUGAGAUUCCGCUCAAAGAUCUUAAAGCCAGCACGGAAAUAUCCGACCAAGUCAAAGCUCGUAUUUACGAAAACCGAAUGGAAAACUCGUCAAGCAAAAUGUCCAAAUUAGCCAAUGAACUAGAGAAAGAAAGACACGAGAAGGAAAAAUUGCGGUCACAGCUGAAUGAGCGCUACGCGACGAACACCAAAAGCCGCAUGAGUCGCUUAACCAGGUUUGGUUCAGAUCCAUCUCUGGACAAACCUAGCAACCAGAUUAUGAACCAGAUCCCACCGGCGCACCAUCACUCACAUCGCCCUAGCAACACCAACGGUCAAGGACGGGAUAGAUUCACAACAAGGUUAAAUGCCAAAUAGACAGAAAAAUACCCUUCUUUCAAAUCAGCCGAGGUGAUUCUAAUCAAGACUGAUCCAAACAUAUAAACAAAAAUGUCGUAAAGUAUAUUGUAUUUUGAUUUGAGAAUGAACUUUAUUUACAUAAUUAUAGUCCACAAGUUUGAAUUUGCCAGUAAACAGCUAGUUUAAAUUCUAG
This is a messenger RNA of Ostrea edulis (European flat oyster), 1285 nucleotides long. RefSeq lists its product as uncharacterized. The transcript is spliced from 2 exons. Gene Ontology annotation, molecular function: protein binding. The coding region runs from base 151 to 1110 and encodes 319 amino acids. The record is from RefSeq and is a predicted model, not a curated record. Lineage: Eukaryota; Metazoa; Mollusca; Bivalvia; Ostreida; Ostreidae.